Molecule: messenger RNA, 933 nt
Organism: Balaenoptera ricei (Rice's whale)
Lineage: Eukaryota; Metazoa; Chordata; Mammalia; Artiodactyla; Balaenopteridae
Gene: ARL13A
Product: ADP ribosylation factor like GTPase 13A
Exons: 7
Coding region: 1-933 (310 amino acids)
Biological process (GO): non-motile cilium assembly; receptor localization to non-motile cilium
Cellular component (GO): non-motile cilium; ciliary membrane
Molecular function (GO): GTPase activity; GTP binding
Source: RefSeq, a predicted model, not a curated record
AUGUUCCAGAUACUGACCUCCUGCUGGCCUUGUGUAAAGGCAACUGAAGAGACACGAAGGAAUGUGACCAUCAUUAUCAUUGGACUGGACAACUCAGGCAAAACUGUUCUUGUGGAGGUGUUCCAGAGACUACUCCCCAGUAGGAUGGGCGGUUGUAUGAAACCUGAACUGACCACAGUCCUGCUGGAUGAUUAUGAAGUUUCCAUCUACGACCUGAAUGGAGACAGUAAGGGCCGAGAAAUCUGGCCAAACUACUACGCGCAGGCACAUGGACUUAUUUUUGUCCUGGAUUCCAGUGACUCAACGCGCAUGCAGGAAGUGAAGGUCAUCUUACCACGCCUGCUGUCUGAUGAAAGAGUGGCCGGGAAACCCAUCCUAUUCCUGGCCAACAAGCAAGACAAGAAGGACGCCUUGCUACUUCGUAAUAUUACUGAAUAUCUGCUGCUGGAAAGGCUAACGAAGAAGAACCAGUCCCCGUGUCGAAUCGAGCCCUGUUCAGCCAUCAGAAACCUCCAAAGAAGGAACCCUGAGCCUAUAAUUGGAAGCCUGCGCUGGCUGUUAUCUGCCAUUGGGGAUAAAUAUGAAGAGCUGUGUGCUCGCCAACAGCCACUCCCAUCGAGCAUCCCAGCCUCCAAGGGCACCACCAGAGGCUUUGGGGAAAUACGCUCACCAGACAGCUUCACUACCAGGAUGGGAAACUCCAAAGAAAAAAGACAGUGCCUAGGACAACACUCAAUGGAACCUAAGCCUCUAAAGCCAAUCCUACAGAAAGAAGGUGUAAGAAUAAGACCUAAAAAGAACAUAUCAGUAACAUUUGCUUUAGACGAACCCGAAGAGGAGCAUGAGUGUUAUGGGGGAAAUGGAGCUCGUAACACCACUGAGCUUUGCUACAAUGAGAGCCCCCAGCUCCAUAUGCCAAGGAAAUCUUUUUGA